AUGGAUUGGAAUAUUCCAUUAUCUAAAAUUCAUGCCGUAGUAACAGAUAAUGCUGCGAACAUAGUAAAAGCAGUGGAAAUCGUUUUUGGUAAAAAUAAACACGUUGCAUGUUUAGCGCAUUCAAUAAAUCUUAUUCCCGCUAAAAUAUUUGACAAAUUGCCAGAUUUAAAAGUACUGAUUAAUAAAAUUAAGUCAAUAGUAACUUAUUUCAAACAUAGUGUUCUAGCGUCAGAUGAAUUGCGCAAAAAUCAAAGAGCUUCGGGAACUUCUUUGAAAUUAAUUCAGGAGGUUUCUACGCGAUGGUCAUCUACCUACUAUAUGAUUGAAAGAUUUAUGGAAGUAAUUGAUAAUGUAAGUGCAGUUUUGAUUAAUCAGCGCAAUUCUCCGCCUAUGUUAUCUGCGUUUGAAGUAGCUACUGCUCAAGAAAUACUCAAAAUAUUAAAACCGUUAGAAAUGAUUACUGUAGAAAUAUCUAACGAAAAACAUCCUACAAUCAGCAAAGUUAUACCUAUGAUUUAUUUAUUACGUAAUAAAAUUAAUGAGCUAACUCCAGAAUCUGAAAUUGGAAAGCAAUCAAAAAAGUACAUUUUGCAAGAAAUUAAUGUAAGGUUCAAUAAUAUCGAAAACAACGAACUUUAUGCAAUUGCAACAGUGCUUGAUCUGCGAUUUCGUAAAAUAUAUUUUGAAAGUCAAUUAUCAUGCAGUAAUGCAAUUCAUAAAAUUAAUAAGUUGCUUCAAAACACAAAGAAUGAGCAACAAAAUAUCAACAAUAAAACUAAUUUACAUACUGAAGUUGAUCCAACUAGUUUAUGGAGUUCUCACAGCUCAUUAGUUGCAAAGGCUAAUAACUUGAUUUCGGAAAAUGGAUCAGGAUGCUUGCACAGUCAUCUGAAAAAUUAUCUCAACCAAGACGCUCUGCCAUUACAAGCAAAUCCAAUAGAAUAUUGGACUUCGAUAGAAAAUGCUUGUCCGAACUUAAGUAAAAUUGCCCUUAAAUACGUGUCUACUAUAGCGACAUCAGUUCCUUCGGAACGACUUUUUUCGCGCACUGGUAACAUAAUGACAGACAAUCGUAACCGCUUAAAAGGCGAUAGGCUUUCUAGAUUGCUGUUUUUGAGUUCUCUUGAUAUAGCAGAUUGGCACCUUUCUGAUUAA
This is a messenger RNA of Cyphomyrmex costatus, 1155 nucleotides long. RefSeq names its product zinc finger BED domain-containing protein 1-like. The record is from RefSeq and is a predicted model, not a curated record. Lineage: Eukaryota; Metazoa; Arthropoda; Insecta; Hymenoptera; Formicidae. The coding region runs from base 1 to 1155 and encodes 384 amino acids. The transcript has a single exon. Gene Ontology annotation, molecular function: protein dimerization activity.